CAGGAAAAGAAGCGGAGCACAUACUGGAACAACAGCCACGAUUAAAGCCCGAGUGCUCAUCUCACAUACACAAAACACCGGGUUUCUAGAAAAUAAGCUCGUCAGUGUGCGAACAGCUGUUAAAGGUUAGUUUAACAGAAGUUUAGACCAGAAGAGAUUCAAGAACUCAGAUCAUCAGCUUUAGUCUGUGUGUUGGUGAUGGACUCCUCAGGUGUUUCUCCUGGGCUUCUUCACAUCAAGCUCCUCGCACUGGUGCUGAUGCUGGGCUUCUGUCUGCUGUGUGGAUUCAGUCCUGUGUGUGUCAUGAGACGAGCCACACGCUUCAGCUCAGAUCCAGGCUCUCGGCACAGGGUUUUGAGUCUGGCGUCGUGUCUGGCCUGCGGGGUUUUCCUGGCCUCUUGUUUGCUGGAGCUUCUGCCGGACUUUCUGAACCACAUGAGAGACACCUUCAGCCGUCUGCACAUCACCCUUCACUACCCUUUAUCCGAGUUCCUCCUGGCCAUGGGGUUUCUGCUGGUGUUUGUGGUGGAGCAGAUGCUGCUGGCGUUCAGAGAGCAGACGUCUGACGUGUCUCUGGAGAAGCAGGCGCUCGUAGACCCCCAUCGCUCCAGAAGCAGUCUGUCCUCGUGCGCGGUGGAUGCCGGUCUGCGUGUGUUUCUCCUGCUCUUCUGUGUGUGUGUGCGUGCGUUCCUGGAGGGUGUGAGCGUGGGGUGUCAGCGCGAGCGGCUGCUGGAGACGUGUGUGACGCUGCUGCUCCACAAGGCCCUCGUGGCCUUCAGUCUGGCUGUGCGUCUGACCCAUCACGCGCUCCGCCGGACGCUGGUGGCUGGUGCUCUGCUGCUGUUCUCCGUCUCGUGUCCGGCUGGGAUCGGGACGGCUCUGGCGCUGGAAGGGCUGAUGGACGGGCCUCAGGUCCAGCUGGUGCGCUGUGCCGUGGAGGGGCUGACGGCUGGGAUCUUCAUCAACGUGUGUGUGCUGGAGUCCGUGUGGCAGGAAUCGGGCUCGCAUCGCAUCCAUAAAGUGGCUUUCCUCCUCACCGGCUUCGCUCUGGUUACCGCCGUCCUGUUCAGCAAAGUCUGAAAUCGGAGAUUAGUCACAAAAAAUGGGUUUCUUUUUGAAACCGAUUCAUCAUAGGCCUCAUUGGUAGGGUUGGGUAUCGAUACCGGUGCCAAAUCGAUACUUUUAAAACGGUGCCUGAACUGA
Messenger RNA from Sinocyclocheilus grahami, 1203 nucleotides. RefSeq names its product zinc transporter ZIP1-like. Lineage: Eukaryota; Metazoa; Chordata; Actinopteri; Cypriniformes; Cyprinidae. The record is from RefSeq and is a predicted model, not a curated record. The transcript is spliced from 4 exons. Gene Ontology annotation, cellular component: plasma membrane. Gene Ontology annotation, biological process: zinc ion transmembrane transport. Bases 199 to 1080 code for a protein of 293 amino acids. Gene Ontology annotation, molecular function: zinc ion transmembrane transporter activity.